Ipomoea nil (Japanese morning glory) is the source of this 369-nucleotide messenger RNA. RefSeq lists its product as uncharacterized. Gene Ontology annotation, biological process: protein phosphorylation. The transcript has 2 exons. NCBI's taxonomy places the organism in Eukaryota, Viridiplantae, Streptophyta, Magnoliopsida, Solanales, Convolvulaceae. Gene Ontology annotation, molecular function: protein kinase activity. The record is from RefSeq and is a predicted model, not a curated record. Bases 1 to 369 code for a protein of 122 amino acids.
AUGGAUUUACAGAAUGUAUUUCCUCUUGCAGAAUCUAAAAAUGGGCUUAGCAUUGGUGUGAAACUUGGUCUAGUUGCCAUGUUUGGCUUACUGGGAGUAGUGCUAACUUCAAUGCUUAUAAUCUGCUUCUUCAAAAGGAGAAGUUCCUGGAGAAAGGGAGACAAAAUAAAAGAAAAGAACAUAGUUACUCUUGUAGAGUUCUGUUAUCAAAAGAAAAGAGCUUUGGUCUAUAGAUUCAUGCCUAAUGGAUCAUUAGACAAGUACAUAGGCAACAAGGGGUCCCAAAAUAAGAGUUAUUGUCAGUUGGAGUGGAAGACAUUGUACCAGAUUGCAAUUCGCAUUGCUCGAGGACUAGAAUAUCUGCACUGA